CUGGGGCAGACAUUGAAUGGUCUGGCUGGACAGCGGGCAUCGGGUCACCAGGCAUCAGGCAGUGGGCACCGGGUCACCAGGCAUUGGAUCGUCUGGCUCAACAGCGGGCAUUGGGUCACCAGGUAUGACAGCGGGCACUGGGUCACCAGGCAUCAGGUCAUUUGGCUCGCCAGCGGGCACCGCGUCAUCUGGCAAGGCAGUGGGCACCGAGUCACCAGGUACCGGAUCGUCUGGAUCAACAGCGGGUAUCGAGUCAACUGGCCUAAUAGGAUCAUCGGCUGGAUCAGUUCAUCAGGCUGAGUAGAGGCAUCCGGCUGAGUAGAGGCAUCCGGCUGAGUAGAGGCAUCCGGCUGAGUAGAGGCACCAGGCUGAGUAGAGGCAUCAGGCUGAGUGGAGGCACCAGGCUGGGUACAGGCACCAGGCUGAAUAGAGGCAUCAGGCUGAAAUGGCGGGUGCCGAGGCACCAGGCUGAACCACGGAAGACAGGUUCUCAGACGGCAGGCUCACCUGUUUGGAUACUGGCA
Molecule: messenger RNA, 524 nt
Organism: Staurois parvus
Lineage: Eukaryota; Metazoa; Chordata; Amphibia; Anura; Ranidae
Source: the annotation of a GenBank genome assembly